Messenger RNA from Hymenoscyphus albidus, 737 nucleotides. The record is from the annotation of a GenBank genome assembly. Lineage: Eukaryota; Fungi; Ascomycota; Leotiomycetes; Helotiales; Helotiaceae.
AUGCAUCCUAUUCAAACUAUAACAUACAUUCUCCUCGUUCACAUAUCCUUCGGACGAAGCAUUUUCUCCCGACAAGAUUCCAAGCCUCUUGAUAAAAGAUGGAAUAUAGAGCUACUCGGCUUGCCCACCACGGGUACUAGACCCCCAGCUCCUAUAACUGAAGCCGACGUGAACCACUACAUCGACCAAAUCGCAGAGAUAUCUCAAUACAUUGUAGAUUAUGUUGUUCCUGGCGAAGCCCUCUUCAUUCAAUGGUUUGGCGAGCCACAGUUUCACACCUUCGUCAUAAGUGCGUUCGUUCCUAUCCCAUCCCAAGUUGUAAAACAAUCCGUUCACUAACCACGAAAGUACAAUAAGAUAUCUUCCGUCGACUUUCCAAAAUCAGAACAUUCGCCGGCCUGGUCGGGAACCUACAAAUAGCUGUGAAUGCCGACAUGACACCCACCCCGAGGAAAACCAACAUCGGCAACCCAGUCUCGAUGUACGUGAACGCAGGAGAAGGACCCAUCAUCAAAGUCUUUGAAGAAUGGAAGACUCUUUAUUCUUUCCUGGAUUUCGUUUUGAAUCCUGCGAACUCGCAAGUUGAAUACCUGCAUGCGUUUCUUAAUACCAGACAGGGUGUUCUCUUCCACGAAUUGCUUCAUUUUGUUACCGAUCUCGAGUUUUAUGGACCUGUAAUUGAUGGUUACCCACGAAAUGGCGAGUGUUCAUUGCCUACAUAUCUGGGACCAUGCUGA